AUGGUGCUUCGGAAAGAAGAAAGGCCCGGGACGCCAGCAGACCUCGUACCGGCGCCACUCUCCAAAGCGAGCCCUCCAUAUCCUUCAACACCUCCCAACGAACAUCCGCCUGCCCUUCCUUCUAGUGCACACGGCACGCCUUAUUCAUCAGCUCCGAACAAGUCGCCGGCCUUCAACAUCAAGACACCAGAUGAGAUAAAAAAGCAGCCACGCAACGAGGAUAGCGACUCAGACUACAGCGAUGACGAGUGGGACAGGUCCGACGACGACGAUUUCGAGCAAGUCCACGCCAAGGAUGUCCCAGAUGCACUGAAACCGGCAGGAGGGAAGGCGCCCGUCACGCCCAAGACAUUGCCCGACGCCUUGCGGCCAGGGCCGCCAGCAGGCAUACCCAUAAAGCGAUCCAUGGACAACAUAUCGCCCAUGCCGACCGGUGCCAGCUCUGCCUCGUAUGGCGCGAUGAGCGCAGUAUCCGAGCAGUCGAAUGGAUCAAUUCCCUUGCAAACAAACAACCCAUACCUCAAAGCGCAACAAACUGGGCAAAGCAACUGGGGGAAUGAAAGCAGUCAGCAAGUGUGGGGCGAUUCUCCGGCCCAGACUGCCAAAUACGACCCUGUCGAGCUUCCUGCUUUCCAGACACCAACCACACCCUCGCAUGACAUGUCGUACCUCAACUUGGGCAAGAAGGAGUCGCUGGAUCAGCCACCGCUGAUUGCUAUCAAAUCUGCCACACCGUUGGCUCUGGACUUCCCGGAUACACACAAAAAGCAGAAGCACGCCAUGCCAUGGCCUGAAGAGGAGGGGUGGGGGGCUGGCGAGCACAAAUCAAACACUGCGCAGCAAGCUCCAGUUGAAGCAAGAAUUGAAGAUCAACCGCUCCGAAAAAUGUCCUCGACGAACCCUUUCGUUCCUUCGCCACCAUCCAGUCUUCCACCUCCGUCUGCUACCGUCGAUGGAGAGCUGCCUCCAGCACUCCCUCCACGCAGAUCGCAUGAAGCGAUGGUCCCGUCAAUGCCUCCGCGACCGAUCGACACUGGCGUAGGGACUGCCACCUCACCCGGCCCAGAGUCGCCCAACACAAAGAUGAACAGGCAGCGCAAGGAGCACUAUCAGAUCAAACAUAUUCGAUGGCAUGAUGUCAACAAGCCAGGAAUCCGCACGUCACCAAUCUUGACUCAAAAUCUGAAUGGCCCAUGUCCGCUGCUUGCACUAGUCAACGCGCUUGUGUUGUCAACGCCAUCAGGUAUCGAGACCGCUUUGGUAGAAACACUGCGCACACGCGAGCAAGUCAGUCUAGGCUUGUUGCUCGAUGCUGUAUUCGACGAACUCAUGUCAGGGAGACGAGGUACAGCUGCGCAAGAGUUGCCUGAUGUGAGCGACUUGUACAAGUUCUUGCUCACUCUUCACACCGGUCUGAACGUCAAUCCGAUGUUUGUACCGGACGAAGAUGCCACUAAUGGCAACACCACAUCUCCAACUCAAAUAAGCGGAAGAGUCGGAGGCUUUGAGAAUACUCCUGAUAUGAAGUUGUACCGGACAUUCAACAUCCCUCUCCUCCACGGGUGGCUGCCAGAGACCAACUCUGAAGCGUUUGCAGCGUUCAAUCGAGUCGCGAAGACGUACGAGACGUCGCAGUAUGUCCAGUUCCAAGAAGAGGAACUCGACGCGAAGCUACAAUCUGGCGAAGCCUUGACCCCGGACGAGCAGCAGAUGUUCACCGACAUCCAUUCCAUCAAGGAGUUUCUCAAUCGCUGGCCUACUCAGCUGACAGACUUCGGCUUGCAGAGCGUGAGGGACAGCAUUCAGCCGGGUCAAGUCGCUAUUUUGUUCAGAAAUGAUCACUUCUCGACGUUGUUCAAAGAUGCACGCACGAACAGACUCUUCACCCUUGUCACAGAUCAGGGCUAUUCCGGUCACGACGAGAUCGUAUGGGAAUCGCUUGUUGAUGUAAAUGGCCAGGGAAGUGAACUUUUCUCUGGCGACUUCCGCCCUGUUGGUAACACCAGCAUGGCUUCGCAGCAGGGCCAGCAGGUUCCUGGGCAGAACAAGAGGACCACGAUCUCGCAUUGGCACUGCAGCUACAAGAGGAAGAAGAAGACCGGCAGCGACGCGAAGCUGCACAACGACAGCGGGAUGACCAAGCGUCCUCACAAGCCCGACCCAACAAUCGCCGCACAUCACGAGGCGAGAAUCCGCCAGUCAUCCCGCCACGCCGCAACAACAUCACAACCCACCGGCCAGCUGGCGAGCCUGCACCACCGCCGACCUACGAGGAAGCUGCGACCACGCCACAGUAUCACCCCCCUCAAGGUCAUCCAGCGAGCGCCCAUGCACCGUUGCCACAACAAGCACAAGGAAGCGCAUAUCAAGCAAACGGCACACAAAUGCCGUUCCGUCCACCUGGUCGGCCAAUGUCCUCGCCAGGUAGGCCCGGGAGAAGGACGAGCGCGGGUCAGGUGGGACCGAAUGGACAGGAAGAUCGAGAGCGAUGUGUUGUAA
Messenger RNA from Parastagonospora nodorum SN15, 2499 nucleotides. RefSeq lists its product as hypothetical. Gene Ontology annotation, biological process: protein K48-linked deubiquitination. Gene Ontology annotation, cellular component: cell periphery; cytosol. Bases 1 to 2499 code for a protein of 832 amino acids. Gene Ontology annotation, molecular function: cysteine-type deubiquitinase activity; K48-linked deubiquitinase activity; cysteine-type carboxypeptidase activity. The record is from RefSeq and is a predicted model, not a curated record. NCBI's taxonomy places the organism in Eukaryota, Fungi, Ascomycota, Dothideomycetes, Pleosporales, Phaeosphaeriaceae. The transcript is spliced from 4 exons.